AUGGAAGAAUUAUUUGUAGUUGAAGAUAUUCUUGCCAUGCGUUAAAAUCUUUCAAAAAUUGAGUAUUUAGUCAAAUGGCUUGGUUAUUCCAUUGAAGAAAAUACAUGGUAAUUUAUUUUAAUUAACUCUAGGGAAUUAAAAGAAAAUUUAAUCUAUAAUUGUAAUGAUCUAAUUAACCAAUAUCAUUAGAAUCUAUUUUUUCUUGAAUUCAAAGCUCCUAUCAUGAAUUACAAAGAAAUUAAAGGAAACAUGAGAAUAGAUAAACCUUUUCAAAUUGUAAGAGAAUUUGAAACUCAUUUUUUAGUUAAAUUUAUUAAUUAAUUUAGAUUGCUUAUUAUCCAAGAAAAAAUAAAUUCGUUGGUUCAUCACUUAUUUAAAAAUCAUUAACUCCUAUUCAUUUAAUAUAAGAUUUUUAUUCUAAAUAGGAAGAAGAUACAAUACAAAAUGAAUACACUAAUCAACAAAUAGGAUGUAUUUUAGAGUUUUAUUAAAAAUAAUCAUAUGUUGUUUUAUUAGAAUCUAAAGAAAGAAUUUUUGUCGAUAAUUAAAUAAUAAUUGAUAGAUAACCAGAACUUUUGCUUGAUUAUUUUGAAAACAUGAAUUGGAUUACUAUAGUCGAAUGA
Messenger RNA from Paramecium sonneborni, 623 nucleotides. NCBI's taxonomy places the organism in Eukaryota, Ciliophora, Oligohymenophorea, Peniculida, Parameciidae. The record is from the annotation of a GenBank genome assembly.